GGAAACCGAAUCUUUCUGCGCGCGGGAUUUAAUUAAAGACAGCAAGAGGCGGGCAGUCAGUUCGUUUCCCUCCGCGCAGAGAACAAACAAACAAACAAACAAGUAACUGACCAACUUACUUAUCUGGAUAAAAAGCCGCGAGGAGAUUGUUUUCAACAUGGCGACGCCACCGAAGAGAGCCUUUCGUCUUUCCGCCGGUCCGCAGCUGAACGACAGCUUCUCCCGCAAAGAGAAGAAGAUCUCCAUCGAGGGAAACAUCGCUGCAGGAAAGUCCACGUUCGUGCGCCUCCUUCAGGGGGCAUCGGACGAAUGGGAGGUGACUCCUGAACCCAUCGGGAAAUGGUGCAACAUUCAGAGCGACGGUGACGACAUUUGCCAGGAGCUGAGUUCCUCUCAGAAAAGUGGAGGAAACCUGCUGCAGAUGUUAUAUGAUAAGCCAAGCCGCUGGUCGUACACCUUCCAGAGCUACGCGUGUCUCAGCAGAAUUCGUUCUCAGCUUCAGUCUCCGUCAGUCAAACUUCAGCUGGCUGAAAACCCCGUUCAGUUCUACGAACGCUCCGUCUACUCAGACAGGUACGUGUUUGCAUCCAACCUGUUUGAGGGUGGUAACCUGACGGAAACGGAGUGGAAUGUUUACCAGGACUGGCACACCUGGAUUCUGAACCAGUUUGAACGUGACAUCGCCCUCAACGGCAUCAUCUACCUGAGAGCUCAGCCACAGUGCUGUAUGCAGCGUUUGCUCCACCGGGGCAGGGAGGAGGAGCAGGGGAUUCCUAUGGAGUAUCUGGAACAGCUUCACUUCAAACAUGAAGCGUGGCUCUUCCACAGGAACCUCAGGUUGGACUUUGAGUACCUGAACGAUCUUCCUGUUCUCAUUCUGGACGUCAGUGACGACUUCAGGAACGAUCGUAUCAAACAGGAAGCCAUCAUCGACAAGGUCAGGGAGUUUCUCACCACACUAUAGAGCUUCAUCCACCCAUCACAGCCGGUGCUGUGAGUAGCAGUCUCGUCUGAUUGGACGACACAGUUACUGUAUUUUUAGGACCGAGUGAUGCAUCCUCUUCCUCCUCAGAAAGCUUUGUCUUUCCUCACCGCUGCACAGCAGCUGCAGCUAAACUUUUUGUAUUUUAAAUUGACUUGCCAAAACCUGACUGAGUGGGUCAGUGUGCUGUUUUUCAUGCUGAACUCCACUGAAAAAACCUCAUUUUUAACUGCAGAAUUAUGUAUAUUUUUAUUUUUUUGUAGAUAAAUGUUGAAAUGUCCUCCCUAGUAGCUCCAGCAGUUGGUCAGCAAUGGCAUUGUGUGUGUGUGUGUGUGUGUGUGUGUGUAAACACUAUGUAUUUACUUGAAUUAGUCUGAUAUUUAUGCUUCUUCAGUGCUUGUUUGUCCUGAUAAUCAGGUGUCAGUGAACACAUCACGAUCCCACUUUGAAUUAAAAAAACUCAGACUUAUUGUGUUUAA
Scatophagus argus is the source of this 1461-nucleotide messenger RNA. Its product is annotated as deoxycytidine kinase 2-like. Lineage: Eukaryota; Metazoa; Chordata; Actinopteri; Scatophagidae. The coding region runs from base 158 to 964 and encodes 268 amino acids. The record is from RefSeq and is a predicted model, not a curated record. The transcript has 8 exons. Gene Ontology annotation, cellular component: mitochondrion; cytoplasm. Gene Ontology annotation, molecular function: ATP binding; deoxyguanosine kinase activity. Gene Ontology annotation, biological process: nucleobase-containing compound metabolic process.